CGGAAACAAAACCCUUGCAUCAAACCAAAAAAUGGCAAAAAACCCAAAUCCCAAACCCAAUCAGAAAAAUAUUGGUGAACAAGGGUCGAUAGACCCAAUCAAAUGAGCAAAAACGCAGCAGAGAUGGAGAGUGCUGACAAAGAUGAGAUUAAUAAUCAAAAUUUGAGGCCUAGAUUCUUUGAUAAGAAGGCAAAGAGUAUGUGCUGGGCUAAAGCUGAUGUUGUACCCGGCCGUCACCCUGACCGUUGGAGGAAAGAUGCCGCCGGCAACAUCGUUUGCAAGCGUUUCUGCAACUGUUCUGGCUGUCUUUGCUUUGAGUACGAUCACAUCGUCCCUUUCUCAAAAGGAGGUGAAUCCACAAUAGAUAAUUGUCAGAUCCUUCAAACUAGAGUCAACCGAUAUAAAUCUGACAAAGAAAUGGAUCCCAGCAUAUUGAGAGGCUAUUCAUGUGACUUGAAAUUCACUGAGAAAGAACUUGAUGUAGUUGAGAUGGCAGUGUAUGGGGAUGUGAUACGGCCAGGGAACCAAUGCCGUUGUAGGUCAGUUGUUGAAAUGCUUGGAAAAUUCAAGGCCAAAGAUCAGAUGGCGCCUUGCAAAUUGCCAUAUGUUGAAGAUUCAUGAUGCAUUUAUACCAAAAUGAAGUGUUGAGAAAUUCUCAACUAGACUCAUUUGUACGGAAGAUCGUCAAACUGUACAAUUGGCAACUUUACAUCUUCAUAGCCAACUUAAACAUUGUGGAAGGAAGCAUUUGAUAACUGAAUACAGGGAGGAAAUAAACAAAAAUAUAAUAAUAGUUGAGCAUAAGCUAUUCGAAUUGCUAAUAAUUA
This is a messenger RNA of Spinacia oleracea (spinach), 827 nucleotides long. RefSeq lists its product as uncharacterized. The coding region runs from base 103 to 621 and encodes 172 amino acids. The record is from RefSeq and is a predicted model, not a curated record. Lineage: Eukaryota; Viridiplantae; Streptophyta; Magnoliopsida; Caryophyllales; Amaranthaceae. Gene Ontology annotation, molecular function: endonuclease activity; nucleic acid binding; zinc ion binding. The transcript has 3 exons.